Alternaria postmessia is the source of this 1692-nucleotide messenger RNA. RefSeq lists its product as uncharacterized. Bases 1 to 1692 code for a protein of 563 amino acids. The transcript has 2 exons. Gene Ontology annotation, biological process: regulation of nitrogen utilization; mitochondria-nucleus signaling pathway; negative regulation of transcription by RNA polymerase II. Gene Ontology annotation, cellular component: cytoplasm. The record is from RefSeq and is a predicted model, not a curated record. Lineage: Eukaryota; Fungi; Ascomycota; Dothideomycetes; Pleosporales; Pleosporaceae.
AUGCCUCUCCGCGCAGAACGGCCCAUAGUGCGCGUCGAGCACAGCUCCAUGCGCACCAUCGAAACCCGCAGCACCGAGAACCUGUUCGGCCUCUGGUCUGUCUUUGCACGAUGCUCGCCCGCCAUGGAAGACGGCAAACGCUACGAGAACAUGGCCUGGCGGCUGUGGUCCCGUGAGACCUUCUGCUGCCAGCCCGACCCUGUGGCUGCUCCCCAGUGGGCCUUCCAGCGACAAUUGUCCGCUAGUGCUACGGACAUGCCCGAGCUGUCUACCAGCGUCGCCUCCGACGACUCCAACCUGGAGAGCGCCAUCACCACGACUUCCCGAAGUGAUCUCUCGGCCGACCGCCCCGACCUGCGCCGCCACGACUCCGCUACCAGCCAGGCCCGCGGCAAGCACAUGACCCCCAUUGGCCUCGAGAAGGUCGUCAACUCGAUACAAGAGAAGAAGUUCAUCGAGCCGCUGUCGCCCCUACCAGCCCAGCUCGCCCCACCUGUAGCCGAGCAGAAGCCCGUUCAGGACAACACCACGCCACCAUCCACCGCCCGCCCCAUCCCCGAAGCCUCCACUUCCACCGUAGCCACCUCGGUCAGCUGCGACAUCAUGAGCCCUGCAGUCGGCUCCGAAGCCAGCACAUCCACCGACGUGAGCGAGCACAGCGUCGUCCGCGGCUUCGAGCCCGGCCACAUCUCCACCUCAGUGCGAUCCAGCACCAACCUGAACCCUACCCCCAUCCUCAAGAAGACCUCCAGCUUCGUUACCAAGCCGCUUCCCGCAAAGGCCGACGCCAGCAAGAAGAGGCAGCCCAUGUUCACUCUCGGCGGAUCCUCCGAGGAGGAGAACGGCAGCUCCUUCGAGGCUUACUCGCUCCAACGCAGCUCUCUCUCACAGCAGCUGCGCAACGCUGCUCCCAUGCGCAAGACUACCUCCUUCAAGAACGAGGUCAGCACGCGCACUUUCCACGACGUCUCCGAGAGCAGUGAGGCGGCCAUUGAGAGCGACAGCGAAGACGACGAUGUCGACGAGAGCGCCAUUGAAGAGGAAGACUCCGAUGAGGAGUGGGAAGACGACGACAACGAGGAGAGCGGUCCCCCCAGCGUUGCUGAGCACCGUCCUCAGUUCCCGCGUGUUGACUCGCAGGCCAACCUCACCUCCCGCCGCUCGCUUCUCACUACUGCCCUCCACCAAGGUGACCGCGCAUCAGCUCUGCAAAAUGCUGCAUCGCGAUCAUCACCUGCCAUCCGAAGGUCACGCACCCAUACACCAAACGGACCUUCCGCUGGCAGCUCACCUCACGAAGACAGUGGCUUGAUGAUGCGCGAGCAAGCCUCCCGCCCAAAGCCUAUCAUCAUGACUACCUCAAACGUCCACCCACCUGCCAUGUCCCCCAAGACUACGCGCAGGAACAUGCUGACCAGUGAGCUCACUGGAUCACUAAGGCAAAACCUGCUGUGGGAGAGGCAGCAAAAGAAUGCCACCACUAACGCGGUAGCAAAGCGCCAACAGAGCGCAGUCAACCUUCCAGCCCUCCGUCGGGCCAUGACCACCGGCGACGUCAAGGGUCUAAACACCAACGAGCAACAAGCUCAAAUUAGAUCCACCACUUUCCGGGACGACAACAAGCCCGACAGCUCAUACAACCAAUUCUUUGAUGGCGGAGACGCCCAAGAAUACCACCGCUCCGGUUGGUAG